Molecule: messenger RNA, 1124 nt
Organism: Tauraco erythrolophus (red-crested turaco)
Lineage: Eukaryota; Metazoa; Chordata; Aves; Musophagiformes; Musophagidae
Source: RefSeq, a predicted model, not a curated record
GUCAGAAUGUGAAACGUGAGUCUGGAAGAAAAGUUCAGACUGGAAACAUCACUGCUGCUAAGACCAUUGCUGACAUUAUCCGAACGUGUUUGGGACCAAGAGCUAUGAUGAAGAUGCUCUUGGACCCCAUGGGUGGGAUUGUGAUGACCAACGAUGGCAAUGCCAUUCUUAGAGAAAUUCAAGUCCAGCAUCCAGCUGCAAAAUCAAUGAUAGAGAUCAGCCGAACUCAGGAUGAAGAAGUCGGAGAUGGGACCACCUCUGUGAUUAUCCUUGCUGGAGAGAUGCUCUCUGUUGCUGAACACUUCCUCGAACAGCAGAUGCACCCCACUGUGAUCAUCGGGGCUUAUCGUAAGGCUCUGGAUGACAUGAUCAGUAUUCUGAAGAAAAUUGGCACGCCGGUGGAUGUGAACAACAAGGAGAUGAUGCUGAAAAUAAUCAAGAGUGCAAUAAACACCAAGGCGAUAAGCCGCUGGUCCGACCUGGCCUGCAGCAUUGCUCUGGAUGCCGUCAGGACCGUGGAGUUUGAGGAAAACGGCCGGAAGGAGAUUGAUAUUAAAAAAUAUGCAAAAGUGGAAAAGAUUCCAGGUGGUUUCAGUGAAGACUCGUGUGUUUUGCGUGGAAUCAUGGUGAAUAAGGAUGUCACUCAUCCCCGGAUGCGUCGCCUGAUUAAGAAUCCGCGCAUCGUCCUUCUGGAUUGCUCACUGGAGUACAAGAAAGGAGAGAGCCAGACUGAUAUCGAAAUCACGCGGGAGGAAGACUUCGCCCGCAUCCUGCAGAUGGAGGAAGAGUACAUCCAGCAGAUUUGCGAGGAUCUGGUGAGGGUCAAGCCAGAUCUGGUCAUCACGGAAAAAGGAAUUUCGGACUUGGCACAGCACUACCUGAUGAGAGCCAACGUCGCCGCCAUCCGCAGGGUGCGAAAGACGGACAACAACAGGAUCGCCAGGGCCUGCGGAGCUCGCAUCGUGAGUCGCACGGACGAGCUGCGGGAGGAGGACGUGGGGACCGGAGCCGGGCUCUUCGAAGUGAAAAAAAUAGGAGAUGAGUAUUUUGCCUUCAUCACCGACUGCAAAGACCCGAAGGCCUGCACCAUCGUUCUGCGUGGGGCUAGCAAGGAGAUCCUGGCG